Molecule: messenger RNA, 1637 nt
Organism: Heteronotia binoei (common prickly gecko)
Lineage: Eukaryota; Metazoa; Chordata; Lepidosauria; Squamata; Gekkonidae
Gene: CD226
Product: CD226 molecule
Exons: 6
Coding region: 48-1097 (349 amino acids)
Biological process (GO): positive regulation of immunoglobulin mediated immune response; cytokine production; positive regulation of Fc receptor mediated stimulatory signaling pathway
Cellular component (GO): external side of plasma membrane
Source: RefSeq, a predicted model, not a curated record
GAACCCUGUGUGAAGCUCCAUAGUAUCUCUGUUUAGUGUUGUUGGAGAUGUAUUGUCUUGCUCUCAUUCUUAUUGCAGCUCUACAAACGUGUAAAGGAUGUCUCUUUGUUGCAGAGGAAGGAGAAACUGUGGAUUCAACCGUGAAACUUACCAGUAAUAUGACUCUUAAAUGUGUCUAUCCAAAGAUUGCAACUAUAACCCAAAUGUCAUGGAUUAAGAGCAAAGGCAAAGAGACAAUUGCAGUCUUCAGACUGCCCCAUGACCUAUAUAUUACUAACGCAUAUGAAGGCAGAGUAAAUGUUGUUAAUCGUACUGUGAAUGAUAAAUCCCUGGUUUUCAACAGGACCACUGAGGCAGAUAUUGGCUUAUAUGUAUGCUCUUUUCAGAUCUUCCCAUAUGGAGUGUGGGAAAAGAAGGUACAGGUUGUCCCAUCAGGAAACUUUACAUCCCCAGUCUCAGCAGGAGCCCAUGUCAUUGUAGAACCAGGGAAGAAUGUCACCUUUAGAUGUGGGACUGACCCUGUGAUAGCAAUGAAGCGUGUGACAUGGGAAAGGGUUCAUGAAGGCGCUGUGGAUACCAUAGUCAAAUGUACUCAACACAGUCAAUCAAUUCAUGGUUCAGAUUACGAAGAACGGGUAGUGAUCGACUGUGCUACCCAGGCAAACACAAUUGUACUUUGGAAUGUAACAACAUUUGAUUCCGGGAUGUUCCGCUGUUGUUACUUUGGUCCUCCAGGUGAAUCUGGAGCUCAUUGGACAAAGUUGACCGUCACUGUAAACGUUCCUUUGAAUUAUGAGCAGAAUAUCCUUGCCAUAGCUGGAGGUGCCGGAGCUGGAGCUAUUGUCUUGCUGCUAAUACUCAUCUUGUCCAUGGCUGCAGCUGUUGUUCACUAUAAGAAAAAGAAGAGGAAAAGGAUCAUGAUGCCGCCAAAAGUUUUUCUUACUACUCGGCCCCAGGUAAGAUGUUUUUAUGAGGGCUAUGUGUGUUGCUUCCAUGGCCGAAUGAAUGUAAGUGAAGAAGAAACCACAACCGCAUCUGCCACAAAGCAGGAGGCAAUCUAUAUCAACUACUCAAGUGGACAAAAAAUGCGAGUCUGACCAUUUUGCUACCCUUGUCAAUGAGUUUGCCUCAAGUAUACACAGCUCUGUACUGUGAUUCUAUAUGGGCUAAUACAACACCUUUCCCCCCCAUUACCUUUCAGUUCAUUCAAGCACAAAGAGAUUCUGCAUACAUGCAGAUGUGCAUGCAGGAUGUUGUGUAUACAAUAGGGGAAAGUUUAUAUAAGGACUUUGGCUGUCAGAAAAUUAGAAGAUGGCAGCAGAUUUCCUUUGUACUCUAGUUCUGAAAAUAGGUGUGCCCUAGAGGAAUGAGAAAUACUGGGCAGUGUCCUUCAAGUUGUUUUACAGCCAAGUAUUUAGCUGAUGAAAUGCCAUCAUCUACUUUCAUGGCUUCAGAGGCUGACGGUUUAAUGAGGCUGUAGUUGGUGACUAGAGAUGUAUUGUCUGGUCACAGUUCAGUUCACAAAAGCAGAAACGUUCUUUUUCCUUAUGCCCAGAAUGAAUAGCCUUUUUGGGAGUUCCUUCUAUUCACUAUGAAGUGAUCAAGCAGGCUUCGAUACAAUAAACAAAUGGACAGAU